This is a messenger RNA of Lottia gigantea (owl limpet), 900 nucleotides long. RefSeq lists its product as hypothetical. The transcript has 3 exons. Bases 1 to 900 code for a protein of 299 amino acids. NCBI's taxonomy places the organism in Eukaryota, Metazoa, Mollusca, Gastropoda, Lottiidae. The record is from RefSeq and is a predicted model, not a curated record.
AUGCAAUUCGAAGCUAUAGUUGUUAUUUUAUUAGAUUUUGUCCUACUCGUGUUCAGUUCGACGGAUAUUUCUGAAUUUAGAGCCACUAAAGUUCUCAAUGACAGUUGUUCUCUGACUCAGGUUUUAUCCGUAUCAAUGUAUGAUAGUCCUUUGUUAUGUGCUCGGGAUUGUUCACAGAAUUUUAACUGUAGAAGAAUGAUGAUUUGCACUCACCAAGACGGAAUUGAAUGUUCUUUAUAUAUAGAAGGAGAAAACUGUGCGACUCCACAACCUUCUGGAUGUUCCUGCUUUAUGAAGACAUACAGUAAGGUGAAUAAUAAAGCGAUUUGUCCUAUAGGUUUAUAUGGUGACAACUGUCAAAAUACCAUUAAAGGUUGUACUCAAUUCAUGUUACGUGAUACUAUGUGCAACAAGUUAAACUUCAACAGAAACAUUACAGAAUAUAUUGAUGGUUUUGGAGAUGCUAACGGUGAUCACUGGCUGGGACUGACAAGAAUCAAGGAAGUUUUAGACAACCACGGACGCAGUAAGCUAUCAGUUGUUCUUAAUCAUAAAACUUAUUGCGAAAGUAAUUAUAAUGAUUUUACCAUUGGAGCGGCAUCGAGUGGGUAUCCAAUACAUCUUGGACAGUAUCAGAUAUUAAAAAAGAAUUGUGGCGACUCACUUAAAGAAGUAGUGAACAUAGAAGGAUCUCCUUUCUCAUCUCCUGGAUUGGAUCAAACCUCUUUUAACUGUGCUAAUAAUCGUCACGGUAGUUGGUGGUAUGCUAAUGAUUCGAGAUGUAGUGAAAGUGACUUGAUGGGUUCUCGUGAUGCUAUGUAUUGGCCUAUAAAUCGCGGUAACAUAACACUCUAUCGCGUCUACUUGAGAAUAAAGGUUGUUGUUCUCACUCCUGCAUAG